AUGUCAGCCGAGCCUGUGAUAUCUACUGGAGAUGUGGAGCGCAUGCUACACGCAACGUGCGUCAGGGGCGUCGAUAAAUCUGGACCCGCACCUGCACCCCUUCAGGAGAGGACGUUCGACUUCAGGAUCCUCGUCGAACCUCCUCUUCUAUCAGCCACCAUCACAGAUCUUUGCAACGAGCCUCUUUUCUUUUCUGGAUACCUAUCAGAAGAAGAACCAAUGUCUUCCGACGACUCUAGUCUUUCAUCAAUGUCUAUCAGCACUGUCGCCGACGAGUUUCUCGACGAAUUCGAAACAAACUUUCCGGAACUAUUGGCCGAAGACUGCACCUUUGUCGAGCAAGCUCAAUGCAACCAGGCUGAGGUCGUGACUCUCGUCUCGCCGGGCAAGGCCAAGAUGGUUCGCGUCUCUAGAGUCGACUCGAGUGCCUCGUCGUCACCUAUCAUCAAGAGGCCAACAACCUCAUCAAGUCUGAAGCCUACCAACAGCUCAUCACGUCUGAGCAUCAUAUCAAUCCGGGCACACAGCCAUGACGGAUCUGUACCUUCUCCCAGGGUGGCAUCUCCCAAGAUGCCUUCAACACCAGAACUCGAACCCGGAUCUCAAACGCCUGAAUCUAGCCACGGCCCCUCGACUCCAGGUUCUCCAGCCUCUGCCUACUUCGACGCUCUCACUAGCCCAACAUAUGUGAUUCCAUGCCCACCUAAGCAUCGCAUGUCUCGGAAUGGUUACCAUCUCAAGCUCCCAAGCAUGAGCAGACAGCGCCCUGGCUCCUCGCAAUCCAUGGUGACAGCUCCGCUCUCUGCCCCACUUGCAGCGCCAUCUUCGUUCUUGAAGCCGAAGAUGACACCCCGCGGCGCUGCCGAAAGAUUGAUGCCCCGCGGUGCUGGCGAAAGAAUGGCAUCUCUGGAUCUGCCACCCUACCCUCGCGACUUCAUCCAACAACCUCCUCAGAGCCGAUGGACCAUUCGCAAGGACUCCUUCAGUUCAUUGUCUUCAAAAGAGAUGCCCAGAUUCAGGCUCAAGCGGGCCGAGAGCGGUAUCCUGCCGACCUGGCAAUGA
This is a messenger RNA of Aureobasidium vineae, 1062 nucleotides long. The record is from the annotation of a GenBank genome assembly. NCBI's taxonomy places the organism in Eukaryota, Fungi, Ascomycota, Dothideomycetes, Dothideales, Saccotheciaceae.